UCUGGAGACAGCCACUGGCUCGCCCGCCGCAGCAGCUAGAACUGCUCCCCCAGCCAAAAGGGCAUCCCAGCCUGCCGCAUGUGUAGCUAACUCUUCUGGGGAGUCCUGUUUUGUUUUCUCCCUACCGCCUCCCCGCCCUCGGCGAUUAUUUUGUAGCGCUGGCUGCCCCCCGCCCCGCUUGAUCUUUCUGGGGAGCAGUUUGAACACUAUUGGAGGGAGAGAAAGAGAUCUGCCGGCACUUGUAAUGAUAAGUAUUAACAACAAACAGAAGUCAGUCCCCGCGUUGAUGAAGGGGGCGGCCCCUGGCCCUGUUGCGGGGCAGAGCUUUCUGACAAAUUGCUGAAGUUCAGUUGAUCCUGUCUGAAGUUGAGCUCUCAGAGCAAACCGAAAGGAGAAGAGCCGAGGGCGCCCGAGAGAACUACACUGCAGCCUGCUGUUUUCUUUUCAACACUUUUCUCAGCUCUUCUGCCACAAGCUCUGGUGCUCUGUCCGCAUGGACAAGAGAGGCUGCUAAGAAAGGAUCAAAUAUGCAAAGCCAACAGAAAACAGAAAUAGCACUUUUGGUUAAAAAACACUGGCUUUGCGCCCCUUUCAAGUGUUUUACUUUUACUUCGUGAUGGGAAGAGUAGAAUCAUCGGAACCAUUGAGACAUAGGUUGGAUUUCACUAGUUGAAGAUGAAAUGAAGAUAAUAGAAGACGACAUGAGAGCAUAUUGUGUAUUUUAUGAAUAUUCAUCAAAACAAACCUUCCACAAAUAGACAUGAACAGGAAUUAGAAAUACUAUAUAUAUUUUUUCCAGAGAGAGAGGCUAAUGGAGAAAUGUUAUUGUUUUUCUCCCCCACUUUCACUCUCUCAAGCCUAUGAAGAAGAAAAAAUUUUAUACAAACGAGAGAACAGGAAGGCUAGGGAGAGUAAAAUUAACAUCUGAGUCUAUUGUAGAAAGUACUGAGCAUUUCUACUUCAGCAAAAACAAAACAAUGUUCUGAAUAAAUUUCAUCAUCAGUGCAAUUGUUUCCUACUCUAGGAAUGGCAUUUUAUCAGAAUGUGAGGGGGAAAGAUUUUUGUGUGAAUUCAAUUAUUUUAAAUUCAAGUUUUGGGAUCUUUUUCCAGUGCUUUUCAGCAAAAAAGAUACUAUGUUUUUUAGUCCCUUGACUUAUGUAAUCAGACUGUGUUUCACAUGGAAAAUGUAGAGACUUUACCUUCCCUUUAGUUUAAUGUGUUAUGCUUUACCGUUGUAGCUGUGCAAAGUACAGACAAGGCACCUGUGGUUCAACUUUUCAGAAAUCCUUUGUUUUGUUUUCAGUACUGUACUUCAGAUAAGCUGAGCAGCGAGUCUAUUUUAUUCUUUUGUUUUUAAGCAAAAAUGCCUUAAGUGUACACUGUUAUAUUAGCUGGAUCAACAUUUGACAUCUGAACACUGUGUUUUGUAAAGAUGUAUGCUUGAAGGGAAGGAACUGCCUAAUGGAUCAUGGCUCUUAUGUUUACAGUACAUAUUUUAUUCCUAGCGUUAGCGACGUUUGCUCUCUCCACUUUUGAAGAAUCUGUAAGCAAUUACUCUGACUGGGUGACUUUCACAGAAAAUGUGGAUCAAUAUGAGAAACAGAAACUGCAAGAUUUCAGUGCCAACCAGAAGCUGAAAAAAGCCGUUCUUCAUCCAAGCUUAUAUUUUGAUGCUGAAGAUAUCCAAGCACUGAGGCAAAAGUCUCGUACAAGCCAUUUACAUCUGUUCAGAGCUAUCAGAGGUGCAGUGACAGUUAUGCUGUCCAACCCAUCAUACUACCUACCUCCACCCAAGCAUGCUGAUUUUGCUGCAAAGUGGAAUGAGAUUUAUGGUAACAAUCUGCCUCCCUUAGCUUUUUAUUGUUUGCUAUGCCCGGAAGAUAAAGCUGCCUUUGAUUUUGUUCUAGAAUACAUGGACAGAAUGGCUGGCUACAAAGACUGGCUGGUUGAGAAUGCUCAUGGAGAUGAAGUGCCACUUGGCCACUCCUUAACAGGUUUUGCCACUGCUUUUGACUUCUUAUAUAGCUCACUGGAUAACAUCAGAAGACAAAAAUAUCUAAAGAAGAUAUGGGUUGUGAGUGAGGAAAUGUACGAAUAUUCAAAAGUCCGCUCAUGGGGAAAGCAACUUCUCCAUAACCACCAAGCCACUAAUAUGCUAGCACUGCUCACAGGCGCCCUGGUUACUGGGGUGGACAAAAAAUCUCAGACAAAUAUUUGGAAACAUGCUGUAGUUGAUGUGAUGGAAAAAACCAUGUUUCUGCUCAAUCACAUCGUAGAUGGUUCUUUGGACGAAGGAGUAGCUUAUGGCAGUUACACAGCUAAGUCAGUAACCCAAUAUGUUUUCCUGGCCCAGCGCCAUUUUGGUAUUAAUAACCUAGAAAACAAUUGGCUGAAAAUGCACUUUUGGUUUUAUUAUGCCACACUGUUACCAGGCUAUCAGAGGACUGUGGGCAUAGCAGAUUCUAAUUAUAACUGGUUUUAUGGCCCUGAAAGCCAGCUGGUUUUCCUGGAUAAGUUUGUAAUGAAGAAUGGAGCUGGCAAUUGGCUGGCACAACAGAUUAGAAAGCACAGGCCCAAGGAUGGCCCGAUGGUGCCAUCCACCGCACAAAGGUGGAGCACACUUCACACUGAAUACAUCUGGUAUGCUGCAGAACUAACUCCUCAACCUCCCCCUGACUAUGGCACUGCUAAGAUGCAUGUGUUUCCUAACUGGGGGGUUGUUACUUAUGGGGCUGGGUUGCCAAAUACUCAGACCAAUACCUUUGUGUCUUUUAAAUCUGGAAAGCUUGGUGGCCGUGCAGUCUAUGACAUAGUUCACUUUCAGCCAUAUUCCUGGAUUGAUGGAUGGAGGAGUUUCAAUCCAGGGCAUGAACAUCCAGAUCAGAACUCCUUUACUUUUGCCCCCAAUGGACAGGUGUUUGUAUCCGAGGCCCUAUAUGGACCCAAGUUCAGCCACUUGAAUAAUGUACUGGUGUUUGCUCCAUCUCCUACAAGUCAGUGUAAUCAACCUUGGGAGGGACAACUUGGGGAGUGUGCACAGUGGCUUAAGUGGAUUGGUGAUGAGGUUGGAGACUCAGCUGGAGAGAUUAUAACAGCCUCUCAGUAUGGGGAGAUGAUGUUUGUGAGUGGUGAGGCAGCAUCUGCCUACUCUUCUGCAAUGAAACUGAAAAGCGUGUAUCGUACUUUGCUACUCCUAAAUGCUCAGACAUUGCUAGUAGUAGACCAUAUUGAGAAGGAGAAAGACUCUCCCCUCAGCUCUGUCAGUGCCUUCUUUCAUAAUCUUGACAUUGAUUUUAAAUAUAUACCCUAUAAGUUUAUGAACAAAUAUAGUGGAGCCAUGAUGGAUGUGUGGGAUGCUCACUAUAAGAUGUUUUGGUUUGAUCAUCAUGGGAGUAGUCCUGUUGCCAGGAUACAAGAGGCAGAGCAAGCAGCAGAGUUCAAAAAGCGGUGGACUCAGUUCAUAAAUGUUACUUUUCCUAUGAAAACCACUGUUACAAGAAUCGCAUAUGUGUUCUAUGGACCGUAUGUUAAUGUUUCUAACUGCAGGUUCAUAGACGAUUCCAAAUAUGGAUUUCAAAUUUUUCUAAAUGUCAACAACACUGAAAAUAUUGUCUCCAUUGUGACUGAAUAUGACAGUAUGAGGACAAGGUUCAAUUAUUUGGGAUUUGGUGGCUUUGCCAAGGUAGCUGAUCAAAACAAAGUUAUCAAAUUUGGUCUAGGCACUGAAGCUGUACGAGAACAGAUAACAAAUAAUAGAACAGUUUUCCCAUUUGGAUUCAAAGUGAAUAUAAUAGCAGGAUUAGUUUUGGGCAUUAGUUUGGUUAUACUGGCUUUUCAGUGGCGGUUUUACAUUUCCUUCAGCAAAUUGUUGCGCUGGAUACUAAUACUGGUUAUCACACUGUGGUUUAUUGAACUGUUGGAUGUAUGGAGCACUUGCACUCAGCCUAUCUGUGCAAAAUGGAGCAGUGACAUCAUAAAUGUAGACCCUGAUACAGGCAAUACAGCCAAACAGUUAGAAGGAAACCCUGUUGUUUUGCCAGAUGUGGUAAUUACCUCACUUCCCAGUUCUGGAGCAGACAUUUUAAAGCAACUUUUUUUUAACAGCAGUGAUUUCAUAUACAUCAGGAUCCCUACAACUUACCUUGAUAUUCCUGAAACUGAAUUUGAAAUUGACUCAUUUGUAGAUGCAUGUGAAUGGAAGGCUUCUGAUAUCCAAAGUGGCCGUUUCCGUCUACUCCGAGGCUGGCUCCAAUCCCUAGUCCAAGACACAAAACUGCAUUUACAAAAUAUUCAUUUACAUGAAGCCAGCAGAAGUAAAUUAGCUCAGCAUUCUACCAUAAGUAAGGACAAAAAGAAAAGAUCCAGAAAGAGAGAGUCUUUGUCAGAACAAAGAAGUAGAACAAGAGGAAAAUUAGACAAAGAUGCUGAAUACGUUAGGGAACUGAGGAGACACCUUGCCUAUUAUCCAAAUGCACGUCCUGUGCUUAGUUUAAAUAGUGGGAGCUGGACAUUAAAGCUUCCUUUCUUUCAAGAAAUCAUAGGUCCCUCAAUGAGGGCAUUGUAUGUAGUAAGGGAUCCUCGGGCAUGGAUCUACUCAAUGUUGUAUAAAAGUAAGCCAAACCUUUACUCCUUGAAAAAUGUUCCACAGCACUUAGCUAUGCUGUUUAAAAUGGAAGGCGGGAAAGAAAAGUGUGGUUUAAAUUCAGGCUAUGCCUUUGAAUAUGAAUCACUGAGGGAAGAACUCUUGGAUUCUAGGUCAAAUGCAGUUUCCGUGCUGUCCCAUUUGUGGCUAGCAAACACAGCAGCAGCGCUGCGAGUAAAUGGGGAUCUCCUGCAGUCAAAUUAUCAGCUGGUCAAGUUUGAAGAUAUUGUGAGCUCUCCUCAGAAGACAGCUGAAGCAAUUUAUGCUUUCCUUGGUAUUCCUCUGUCUCCUGCUAGCUUAAACCAAAUAUUGUUUGCCACCUCCACCAAUCUUUUCUACCUUCCUUAUGAAGGUGAAAUAUCACCAACUAGUAUUCAUGCCUGGGAACAAAAUAUGCCUAUUGAGGAAAUUAGACUGAUUGAGGACAUCUGCUGUACCUUGAUGGACCACUUAGGAUACCCAAAGUUUACAGUUUAAAUGCUGCAGGUCAGCAGUAGUUUGCACUAAUGAUCCCCAACUCCUCAGUGUGUGAAUAAGAAUUAGAGAGUUUGUUUAUUCUUGUAAAAUGUGUGUACAGUCUGUUACAUGCAGAAAGAUUUAUUGAAAAAAUAGAUAUUUGUUCUAGCAGGAUUUUUAAAAACAAACACUUAUAACUACUUUUGCUGCCUUUCAAAUAAAGCUGUGUGAAUCUUUACAAAUCUACCAGCUGGGGAAUGGAUAGGUCAAGGGAUUGGUAAUAAAUUAUGGAGCCUUGCACUUCCAGAUGAACAAUUUGACUCCAGCCCAAGUGGGUAGUUGCCCAAAGUAGUUACCGUUUGAUGGCUGUUUGGUGGCCUAUAUGAAAUGAGUUGCUGGUCUCAGCCCAGUUCACAAUGGCAGCGCCUUGGGAUCAGGUUUGCAGUAUAUUCCGGCCACUUGCUACUCCAAUGGGGCAAAGUAGCCAUAAACUCAGUAAAACUGGGGUUUAAAUCUGUUGUUCAUCACUUGAGUUGGUGUACUGGUAAAUCUGGCUCCUUAUUAGCAGUCUCAGCAGAAAGGCCAAGGACUGACUAGGCAUAGAAACUGAAUGACAUGUGAUAUGGUUCCAGGUCAGAACGGAAGCACUUUGGUAGGGUUUUAUGAGGACGAGUUCUUGCUGUAACUAUUCUGUAGAUAAAGAGAAGACUUCAGUCUCCAGUUCCAUCAAUCUGGCACCUUCUGUGAGCACUAAAUGAACUUUGGGGAUGGGCGGGAGAGGGAAACCAUCACAAGAAAUCCAUAAAAUCCCAUAAAUCUAUCAGUUAAAUAUUAGCUGGGAGAUUUCUAAAGGAUCCUGUGAAACUCUGACACUGCUCCACCAUACUAAACUGCCCCUGGAUUUUCAAAGCUGCUAAUGUCCUCGCUACUGAUGCUGCUGCUCUGUGCAGCUCCUCUUGGCUAAGAGAAGCUGAAGGAACUUCCUCUUUUCUCAGUAAGACUCCUCCAUCCUUCUUUGUUUGUUGUAACACACUAUGAAGUCUCUCUUCUUUUUAGCUGACCAUUGUGCAUAACUCUCACUAAUUCCAGUGGCAAAGGUGUAGGAGUUCCUGUCAAUGCAAACAUUUGAUGUCAUCAUCAUCAGUGGUAAUAUAUUAAUAUCAGGUAGGAAUAUAGUGAUUAGAAGAGCCCAGAUAAAUCUCCAGACCUGUGUUUCAUCAGUAUACAUACAUCAGUUACAUCUGUAUACUAGAUUUGCCAUCAACAUCUUAUGGCUGGUCAAGGUUGCUCUUUGCGUUGUCACUUCAAAGAGGUUUCUCUCACCUACUCCAGGCUUGGAUGACAAUUUAUCUUAGUAAUUUCUUUCCAGCAUCUGAUUAUUUUAAAAUAUGAUCCUUGUUUUUUUAAAUCUGCACUGAAAUGUCACAUCAAUUUGGAAAUAAACACCCUUUGUGGGGUGAAUAUUUGCUUUUGGUAAUAUCUUUGUCAUGCUGCUCUUGUGUUUUUCCUUGAGCCAUAUUUUUUUUUCUUUUCACAAUGUUCUUUUUUUUAAAGAAAAAGACAAUGUUAAAAAAAGACAAUGUUGAAAGUCUCCUAAUUUAUCUUACUCUGCGUUUUUUUGAAAUGCAUACAUACUGUAAAUGUUUUCAGAUUUGUAAAUCAAACCAUAGAUGAUGUCAGAGACAUGUGCUUCCUUUACCAUCUGUUUUUUUUUUUUUUUCAUUACUAAUGAAGUUGUCAUGAAAUGUGCUUAGUUUUGUUUGUAGGAGCUGGAAUCAGAGUUUUGUGCUAUUAUAUUGAAAUAUAACAGUAGAGUAAUUACCAUAUAUUUGGGUGACAAGCAUUAGGCAAUGUCAAGAUGUAAUGAGUUUCUCUCUACAGAUUGCAAUCCUCUUGCUGAUGUUGAGUAUUAACAUCUUGCUGAUGUACUCCCCUUUUUUCCUGCUGUUCCCCCGCCCCCCCCCCCCACACACACACAUACAGAUUUUCUGCACCCUCUGCAUCAUUUUGUGAUCUCUUCUUCUGACCUAGAUAAAAGUGACUCUUUCUCAGCCAUUCAUUAUUAUGUCAAAAUGUGCCUCUGGUGUGAUAAAGCUGUUGAUAUGUUGCAGUCUCACUAACCAUAACUUGGCUGUCACUUUCCUUUGAUUAUAAUAGGGACUCAGAGCUGCUUUUUCCCUUCUUCUUUCUUGGGUCUUACCUCUGGCUAGGUAGAAUGUCAUGCUAAAAGAAAUAUUAAAGUUUUUUAAUGUAUACUAACAUGUAAGUGAAAUUUUGGAUCCCGACUUUCAUUCUCUCAAAUCAGUUUUUUUUCUCUCUCUCUCAGUCAUAUGUAAAAUUGUUGCAUUGUUAUCAACACCGUUGCUUUUAUUUGACAGACAGAGCAUUUGCUUUUCUUCCCAGGAUUUAUGAUCUUGAAUCAGAACAAAUAGAAAGGCUUUCCUCUGUCAUCUGUUUUAGGACUGCUCAAAGUAAGACUCAGGAUUGACUGCGUUUUGGGGGAAGUAGGAAAGAAUAUAAAAAUCUCUUCUUGAUAGUGUCGCAUGAAAGGCUACAAAUAGAUUUUAAACCAGCUCUUUUUGAGGGGGUGAGGUGUAUCAUGGUACUCAUGUAUCAGUAGGUCGUCCCUGCAGCUUUCAGCAUAUAGGGUUAUCUCAUGCCCUUUGGCUGAUAAUACAUGUCACUACUAUCAUUUAUUCUGGCAUACACAAGAUUUAGGACCUAAUUAUCCCCAGUCUUGCAUCUUCUGAAGUUAAACCAUCUAUAAUGUGCUUCUGUUUGGGUUUGGUAAUGUUUUAUACCCCUUUGUACAGAUGUAAUUGACUCCACUAGGUACAUGACUGGGGAGAAUUAGAUUCUUUGUUCCCAGAUCUUUUUUGGGGAAUAUCAAAAGCUCACAAAAAAAAUUAAAAAAGAAAAGGAAAGAAAGAAAGAGAGAAUGAGUCUAAAGAAAGUAAUGACUGAAAGCCAUAGUCCUAAAGUUUCAAAAUUCUAAUUGCAUGCAUUACAGGAGCUUAAAAUAACACAAUAUCAUUAUAUAUUCUAAGGAAACUGAGCACAUGGUGCCUUUGCUUCAAAACUGCUAACAAAGAACCCUAUGAUAGAGAACAUUUCUACUUGCUGGAAAGAAAAGAGCAUAUGUCAACUAAACCACAGAGGACUAUGUAUAAAAGUAGCUUAUGGGACUGGAUUAAUCUCACAGAAGGAAAGAAUAUCAGAGCAAGUGAGGCUCUGUAGUGUUGUGGGGGCCUAAUUUCUAUAGAACACUUAACACAAACAAGAAUCCAGAAAUCCCAGGACAGCAGAUUUGAAUUUUUAUUUUUUUAGGCUGUAUACAAUUAAAAUAUUUCUAAAAAUGCAGUAUCCCAGAGCUUCAUACUGAUCCUAUUCAAACCUGCUUUUUCAUGUAUCAUGCCUCCAUUGUCCAGUGGGUUCACCAGUUUUGCAGUCCAGUCAUACAAAAAAGUAUCCAUUGACUUCAAGUUAUGUGGUCUGUGAAUGAAAAGGGUGCAGGAUCAAAAUGUAAUCAAAUGUGUCUAAAUUUCUGUGAUGUCACCUGCAUAACAGUUUAUGGAUUUUCGUAGCAUUUUAGAAACUGCACAACUAUAAUUAGAGCUGGUUGGGAAAAAAAAGUCUGUCAGCUUUCUUUUAACAGAAAAUAGCUUUUCAACGCAGUGGAAAUGUUCAUGCAAAAAUACCUGUUUUCAUGAGAUAAAUGAGUUUUUAAUCAGAAUACCUUAAACUGAAAACAAAAUACUGGUUUUGACAAAAACAUGAAAAAUUGUUUUGAGAAAAGUUGAUAACUUCCCCUCUCCCCAUUUUUUGUCUAAAUUUGGAGAAAAAUGGGGAGAAAAAAUUCGUCAGCUCUCCCUACCAUUCAAAUGUGCAUUCAAUUGGCUUUCAUCCUCUGUUCUGUUGCCUCUGUGUAACUCCGCUGUAACAUAGCCAAGUUGCAUUGGUGUAAGUGAAAGCAGAACUUGGCCCACUGUUUGAUCAAGUAUUUUAAAAUUAGGCUUCCGGGCUUUGACAACUGCCCUAUCUUUUAAUCAUUCUGUUGUGCCCGGGGCAGAUGAGAAGAUGGAAAAAUAAUAAGGUACAUCAAUCUAUUGUUUUAGGUUGAAGAAAUCAAUACUUUGAAAAUUAUCUUUUAAUUAACAGCUAGUUAUAAGUAAAAUAAGCUGUGGGAGGCCUGAAAUCUGAUGGUAUGGCAACUCUCCAGCUACUUUUAAUUUAAAAUAGAUCGGCUGUUAAAUUUUUAAAUGAUUUCUGAGUUAGUUACAUGACUCCACGACCACAAUAAGUACUUGUCAGAGGGUAUGUCUAUGCUGUUGCAAGGAGUAUGCCUCCCAGCCCAGACGGAAAAGACGCUAGGUUGCUAAAAAUAGGAGUAUGAACAUUGCGGCAUGAACUAGCCACCUACGUCCAAGCCUGGCUGACCCCCUGGAUCUGAGCUCAGGUGAUUAGCCCAAGCUGCCACCCUUACUACCACAUCCAUGCAGUUAUUUUUAGCAUGCUAGCUCGA
Messenger RNA from Terrapene triunguis (Three-toed box turtle), 9620 nucleotides. RefSeq names its product dermatan sulfate epimerase like (gene DSEL). The record is from RefSeq and is a predicted model, not a curated record. NCBI's taxonomy places the organism in Eukaryota, Metazoa, Chordata, Testudines, Emydidae. Gene Ontology annotation, molecular function: chondroitin-glucuronate 5-epimerase activity; sulfotransferase activity. The coding region runs from base 1469 to 5119 and encodes 1216 amino acids. The transcript has 2 exons.